Caenorhabditis remanei is the source of this 411-nucleotide messenger RNA. RefSeq lists its product as uncharacterized. Bases 1 to 411 code for a protein of 136 amino acids. The record is from RefSeq and is a predicted model, not a curated record. Lineage: Eukaryota; Metazoa; Nematoda; Chromadorea; Rhabditida; Rhabditidae. The transcript has 4 exons.
AUGAGUUUGCGCGCGCCGAGACGGUCGAAUGCGGAUGGUUUGUCGGAGAAUGUGCUCAAAGCGAUAUUGGAGCCGAAGGCAUCGAUGAACAUGACACUGAAAAUGGAGGAAGAGGAGACUGACAAGAACAUGGAGAAUCGAGGACACAACACAUCCUCAACCACCACGACGACGACAACGAUCCCACGUGGAAGUGUCGGAAGUCUUUUGGAUACCACGUCGGUUUCCACGUGUAGUAAGGUCGGGAUCGAAUUUGUGGAGGAGGAGGGAGUUGGACAUUGGUUAUCAUUUGUUUUGGGAAGAGAUAUGGGUUUUCGCGUCCACUGGAGAGAAGAGCACCUGGUGGACAAUGGUGAUGAUUUUGAGACUUUUGGUCUCCAGACAAAGUUUUGGAGUCAGGAUUUGGUCUAG